AUGGUGCAUAACUGUAAACUCGACCAUCAGUCCUCUAGCCCCGAUGACCUCAGACCCUUCUCAAUUGAGAUUGGGAUGUCACAGGUUGAAGCGUGUGGCACAUUAGCUCAGGUAUGUCCUGUGUCAUCCAUAUGUGUCCGCACCGAAGAGGGAUUUUACUGUGAAUGCCAAAACGGUACCAUACCCAGUAUCACUGCAGGCAAAACAUUGGUUUGCAAAGAUCUUCACAGCAGUGAGGGAACGUCGCCUGAGGCUCAAUUUAACAAUCUGAACAGUGUUGUCAAGAAUUUGACGGAUGAUGUUGUUUUAGAGCCAUACGUUGUGUCGUCCUUACUGGAGAGAUUACAAGAUGCCCUUACUGAGGUGCAACAGGAUACCAGUGGAAAGAAGCUGGUGGUCUUGGGUGAUGCCAUGCUGCAGUCCACCGAAAAGCUGGUGGGGGCCCUGGUGGAGCCCACGACCACAAAUGCCAGCAAAACCCUGAUGACCAAAACUAUGGAAGUACAAACCUUUACCAUCGGAAAGGACUAUAAGAGCAAUAUGAGUGCCAAUGUUGAAAAUAAGAAUAACUCUUUGGAUUUAGACCUUGUUGGUAUUGCAAGGAACAACAAUGGAUCUGCCGCUGUGGCCUUCACAAACUUCAAGAACUUGAGUUCAGUUCUGACAGCAGACCUCUUCUACACUGUCAAUGAUACAAAGAAGACCAUGAUGUCGGCAGUUCUGAGUGCCUCCCUACCAAAAACCCCACACAAAGUCCUGCCAAAUCCAGCCAACAUCACAAUGAAACACAUCCAGAGUCUGGACCCUCAGGGUGUGCUCUCCUGUGUGUACUGGAAUGGCAGCGCCUGGGCGGUAGACGGCUGUGAUGUCACCCAGACCAACGCCACCCACACCGUCUGCACCUGUGUGCAUUUCUCCACCUUCGCUCUGAUCAUGCAGGUGCAGCGACCUCCGGAGGCGAAGGCGGAGACAAAACAGAUGAUGGCGUUACUGAAUACGAUCGUUGUUUCUAUUGGGUUGGGGUUCUUGACCCUGGCCGUGAUGGCCUUUGCCCUCUGUCGAUGGAAACCCCAAGUGAACAACACGACUCGUCUGAACCUCUGCAUCAGUCUGCUGCUCGCUCACCUCCUCUUCCUGCUCGUCCAGGAGUUCAUCCACUUCAUCCACCCUCACAAGAUUGUUUGCAAGGUGCUCUCAGGAGUUCUUCACUACCUCUUCCUGAGCAGUUUCACGUGGAUGCUCCUGGAGACUAUAUGGCUUUUCCACACUGUCCUCAGGCUCAAAGACAUCAGAUCCCCACAGGGGCUGGGACCUCACUGGGGAUACCAGUGCCUGAUUGGUUAUGGAGGUCCCUCGGCUGUUGUUGCUGUUUCAGCUGGAAUUAUGCCGGAUGGCUAUGGGAGUGACAGGUGCUGGUUGAACAGAGAAUUCACCUGGAGUUUUCUUGGUCCUGUGUGCUUCAUCCUUGGAACAAACACUGUCCUCUUCUUCAUCAUCACCAUCCUCCUUCACACUACCCUGUCACGGAUGCAACAUGGCCCCACACACAAUAAACGAAUCAGGAUGUUGGUGUUUAAAACCCUGAUCCAGUCUUUAAUCGUUGGUUUGCCUUGGAUACUGGGAUUCUUCACUGAAAGCAGCCAGGCCGUGGACGUGCUCUUCCUUGCACUCAACAGCCAACAGGGAACCUUCAUCUUCCUGCUACACUGUGUUCUCAAUGAGGAGGUGCGACAGCAGUUCUGGAGUUGCUGCUGCAGGAGAAUGAGAGAGAAGGAGACUGGCAAAGUGGUGUCCUCUACAAUGUAACUUAAAAUUUCCAUCCAUGUUCUCUUCAUUAAUGAGAGUACACUAUUAGUACACUUCCAUUGCAGUUCACAACAACUACACCAUUCCUUGUUUGAAAUCAUCAACUUACUUUCAUUCUCCUAUUCAUUUUUUGUGAUACUUUAUUAUGACCGUCGUGCAGCGAAGCGGCGGUCAUAUAGGUUUAGUCAGAUU
Messenger RNA from Alosa alosa (allis shad), 1998 nucleotides. RefSeq names its product adhesion G protein-coupled receptor E3-like. Gene Ontology annotation, biological process: adenylate cyclase-activating G protein-coupled receptor signaling pathway; cell surface receptor signaling pathway. The record is from RefSeq and is a predicted model, not a curated record. NCBI's taxonomy places the organism in Eukaryota, Metazoa, Chordata, Actinopteri, Clupeiformes, Clupeidae. The transcript is spliced from 14 exons. Gene Ontology annotation, cellular component: membrane. Bases 1 to 1806 code for a protein of 601 amino acids. Gene Ontology annotation, molecular function: G protein-coupled receptor activity.